AUGAUUGUUCUAGUGUAUGUUUCAAUAAAAGAAUCAAAGAAUGCUGCUAUCAAAAAGAAGACCUCGUCUGAAAAGUUUAAUACCCUAAAAGGUGAACCCUAUUUGAAUAAUCCUGUUGAAAUUAUGAAUAUUGUUAAACCCAACCCCAGUGGGAAUAAAUACGAUCUUGCAUCUGUUCUAACAUCUAGUAUACCCCAGGCUGAACACCCUAUUGGUUCAGUUGUGGAUGCUCCUAUUUUUGAUGUUUUUCUGAACAACAUAUUGGAUGGGAAUAAAGACUCAGACUCUUCUAAAGACCAAACCGUUGAGAAUGAUCAGAAUGAAGAACAUGAAGCUCAAGGAGAAAAGAAUGUAAAGGUUGAAGUUCUAAGUAAGAAAUCUGAUGGAAACAAUGAAGUGAGUGGUGAGGAUUCUCAUGGUGGAAAAGAUAAUGGACAAAAGGAUAGGAAUUUUGAAAUAAAUGAGAAUAAUAACAUCCAUAUUGUCCAUAUAAUGAAGAGUCUCAUUAAAAGAGUGACUAGACCUCAAGACAAGGAAACUCAAGUGAAGGUUAAAGAGGUGGUUGAUGUCGAGGAAGAAAACAAAACAAAUGAAGAACUUGCUAUGAAAAUAAUGUCUAGAACUCUAUCUGAUGAAUUAAAAGAGAAAAAGAAAAGGGAACUCCUCAACAGAGAAAAAUCAAAGAGACUGCCACUAAAAGACAAUCUCUUAAGAAGAAGCUUGUAG
This is a messenger RNA of Vicia faba (fava bean), 726 nucleotides long. NCBI's taxonomy places the organism in Eukaryota, Viridiplantae, Streptophyta, Magnoliopsida, Fabales, Fabaceae. The record is from the annotation of a GenBank genome assembly.